AUGGCUCGCUCAAUCUGGAUUACUGCAAGAACACUUCUCUCUUCCUCUUCUUGUACUUUACCGCUUCUCCCAUCGAUAAAUGCUGCCACUUCUUCUUUUCUCUUCCAAUCCUCCAGACCUUAUUCGACCGACAACAAAAUUGCCAAGUCGCCAUUCGCAGCUAACAUUCUCAGAAUCAUCAAUAAGGAAAUCGAUUACCAGUAUGAAUAUGCCCCUCCUCAUCAGCCAGAGACGAGAUUUCAUUCAUUUACAGUGGAAGAUCGAUUAGGAGAGCAGUGGAUGAUAAUGAGGGGUAAAUAUGGUGAUAAUGAAGAUAUUAAACUUGAAGUUACAAUGUUUGAUGGGUAUGUAACUGUUCCGAAACUUGGAGAUGAUGCCUCAGGUGAAGACGUUCGUCUUCACAUAAGUGUGAUUGUUGAUAUUUCCAAAGGGGAUGGUGGUGAAAAGUUGGAGUUCUUGUGCUCAGCAUGGCCUGAUCGUUUGGAGAUUCUGAAAGUUUACUUGCUUGGGUAUGAGAAGAUGUUGGGUAGGCCUUAUAUGGGGCCUGAUUUCAGGAAGUUGAAUAGAGAGCUUCAGAAGAGGCUUCGUGAGUACUUGGAAGCAAGGGGGUUCCGAAUCAAUGGGAAAUUGGUGCCAGUUGCCCAACUUCUUGGUCAAGACAUUAAUGGGAGGAUAAAUGAUCGAGACUGA
Molecule: messenger RNA, 690 nt
Organism: Dovyalis caffra
Lineage: Eukaryota; Viridiplantae; Streptophyta; Magnoliopsida; Malpighiales; Salicaceae
Source: the annotation of a GenBank genome assembly